AUGAAUAUACCUAUUAAAAAUUCAUAUAGUUUUUUUCUAGCGUACUCAAGGCUCAUUUGUCGCUUUUUAGCUUGCUCAUUAGGUAUAAUUUUGGCAUCUUUAAGUAUAAGUAAACCGCUAGUUGGGGUAUGUUUAGCUGCAGAAGUUGCAAUAUUUGACUAUUUCACAAACUACCUAGGAAUAACAUCAAAAAAAAAAUUAUACCGAAAUAGAGAGAAAAAAAAAAGGGAUUCUGUUAGUGAAAAUAUUGGGGUUUAUAAGUGGGUUGGGCUACUAGUUGUACUACUCUGUGAGCUUUCAACUUUUCUUGCUCUCAAUACAUUUUUUUUUUCACAAGUUAAAAGGAAUAAUGUACAUGAUAUUAUUCCCAAACAGUUAUAUAAGAAUAGUACUACCUUUAAUAAACUUUUAACUCUUAAAUAUGAUAAAGUCCCAUAUUUAAUGAGUCUAUCACCUACUGGUGUUAAUUCAGAGCUUAUAGAAUGGCUAAGUAGAAGUUGGAAACCAAGAACUAUUGAGAAUCUCCCCUACUGGGAUUCUAGAGUGAGUUUAACACUUAGAGAUCUAAAUUCACAGUUGGAGGUCAUCCAUUACACUGAGAUCAAUUUUGAUACAUAUGUAGAUGCUAGUUCAAUUGAACAGAAUAUAAAUGGAGCUGUUACAUCACGAGUAAUAAUAGGUGAUGGAACUUGGAACAAUCAGGGAAUUGGCAGUAAUUAUAGCUUGAGGGACCAUAUUCUAAGCGAGUAUAAUAGUGAGUUUUUUGGAAAAGAUGACCUAAUUAGUAUUGUAAUACCUGUGUACAAUGAAGAAGAAUAUAUAGUUAAGACUAUAUGUUAUACAAUUGAGACUAUGCCUAUUGAAUUACUUGGAGAAAUAGUUGUUGUUGAUGAUGCAAGCAGAAUACCAGUAGUUAAAAUUUUAGAGGAACAGCUACCAAGUGAAUACAAGAAAUAUGUUCGUGUAAUAAGAUUUAAAAAAAACGAAGGUCUUAUAAGAGCUAAAAUUGUAGGUGCAGAUACAUCAUUUGGUCCAAACAUAUUUUUCUUAGAUGGGCACUGUCGUCCAAAGCCAGGCUGGUCGCAAAGUCUCGUGAGAUCCAUAAGACAAAAUUAUAAAAGAAUCGUAUGUCCGAUUGUACAAAAUCUGUAUGGUCAUAAUUGGAGUGAUGUAGGUACUGCAGGAGCUAAAAUGAUGAUUGAGUGGAGCUUUGCAUUUCAUUGGUAUGACGAUGGGCUAGAUGAAGUUCCAAUAGCCUCUGGAGGAAUUCUAAUGAUAACAAAGCGUUGGUGGGAAGAAAGUGGGAAAUAUGACCCAGGAAUGAUGUACUGGGGAGGUGAAAAUAUAGAACAGAGUUUCCGUGUUUGGAUGUGUGGUGGAGAGAUCCAUGUUAUUAGGGACUCUUUAGUUGGACAUAUAUUUAAUAGAACAAAUACUGAUGAGAGAGACAAUAAUUUGGAAUACAAAACACUUCUAAUCAGAAAUGUACACAUGAAUCACAAGAGAACUGCCUAUGUAUGGCUUGAUUAUUUUUAUUAUCAAACAUAUUUUAAGAACUUCCACAUGCUAAGUUAUGAGACUUCACUUAUAGGCUCAGGCAUAGAUGAAAGACUAGCUAUUAGACAGAACUUGCAAUGCAAAUCAUUUGAAUGGUAUAUUAAAAAAUUCAAACCAUCACUAGAAAGGCAAGGAGAAAUGUAUCUCGAUUAUCAUCAUAUUCAGCAUAGCAAAAGCAAAUUAUGCUUAACUACUAAACUUACGAUGAUUGAGCCACGCGAUAUGACAGUGAAUAGCAUACUAAGAGCUCUAAUACCAAGAACUGUCGUUCCUGCAGAUAUAUCCAAGUAUGGAGACAAGUUUACUGAUGAAUACGAUGAUGUUACACUUGAAAUAUGUGAUCCAUUUAAUUAUAAUCAACAAUGGUUAUUUAUUUUAGGUAAUAGGAUGCUUUAUAAUAGGGGCACAAAGAGAUGUCUUGAUAGAGCCAAUAUUAAUUUAGAAAGUCAUGACAAUAACGCUAUAGUUAAGGAAGAGGAUGUUAAUAAGCAAGCAAAUAUGAAACAAAUACCUCUUAUAACUGUUGAGUGUGACUGGAACUUAGUUAUGAGAUCGAAAAAUAUGAAUCAGUUUUGGGCAUGGAAACCAGAAAAAAUACUUAAUCAAGAGAGUAGUGAAUAUGGGAGGAUUGUCACUUGGGAUGGUGAUGAACAUAGAACUAACCAGACUGGAGGAGCUGAAGAAUUUGUUGUUCCACUAAAUAAAGGUAUAAAUGAAAACUCGUUAUGUGCCUUCAGUAUUAAAAAUAUUGGAUACUACAAUCAAUCUACUUUAUAUUACACCUAUUGUACAGAAGUAAGUAAAAAAAAAUUUCUUUUUAGAAAAAUGUGGCUUCAGAAAGAUCUUUUGGAGUAUAGUUAG
Molecule: messenger RNA, 2418 nt
Organism: Cryptosporidium muris RN66
Lineage: Eukaryota; Apicomplexa; Conoidasida; Eucoccidiorida; Cryptosporidiidae
Product: glycosyl transferase
Exons: 1
Coding region: 1-2418 (805 amino acids)
Cellular component (GO): Golgi apparatus
Source: RefSeq, a predicted model, not a curated record